Linderina pennispora is the source of this 2775-nucleotide messenger RNA. RefSeq lists its product as uncharacterized. The coding region runs from base 1 to 2775 and encodes 924 amino acids. The transcript is spliced from 4 exons. The record is from RefSeq and is a predicted model, not a curated record. NCBI's taxonomy places the organism in Eukaryota, Fungi, Kickxellomycota, Kickxellomycetes, Kickxellales, Kickxellaceae.
AUGUACUGCAAACGCUGUGGAGAUAUAGUGUACAGCGACCGCUGCAAGCGCUGCGGCGGCAGGCCAGUAGAAUCGACAACGGGGGCGGCAGCAGCCCAAGGCGAGCGAAGGGACCCGUGGACAUCCACAUACCUUGAGCGGCGCUUCCACCCGGGCAGCGGCAACCCCGGCGGCAGCGGCAGCAGCCCGUCAGCGAGACCCCUGUCGACAGUGUACCCGCCGGCGCAUGGAAACGAUAACAACCACAUGUAUGGCGAGCCCGGCGGCCUAUACCGCAAGACCGGCUCGCCCAAGUCGGGGUCGCCAGUGGCAAUCAUUCAGGCGGCAGCCGUAGCUGCGUCGAGCGGUGGUGAUAACUGGCGCGAUGGCAUCCCAGUACCUCGGGCGCGUGGUCUGCGUGACUCACCAGCAGCCCGGCCAGCAUCAAUGUACGCUACCAACAAUACACAGCAUUCGCCAGUACAGGUGGUGGCGGCGGCGCAACGGUCAGCGGCUCUAAACGGAAACAAGCCAUACAAUAUCUCGCCUGUGCUGAAUGCAAGCAGCCGGUACUCGCACUACAAGUCGCCGUCGCUCAGUAGUCCAUCGAUGCCAGCAGCAGCACCUAUGUCGGCAUCGCCCUCAUCGUCGCCUAGCAAACAGAUGAAGCCGCGGUGGUCACAGUAUUUUACUAGCACAGCGUCGCCACAAGCAGCAGGCCCUAGUCCAGUGGUCCCCGGAGCGCGCAUGCGUAGCGAGACCAUGCCUGCCCCGUACACACACGAAGAUGCACACAAAGAUUUAACAGGGAUGGAGCGUAGACAUGAGGCGACAGGGAGUGUAUAUCGCCCGUCGCCGCCGCCACAACAGCAGCAGCCCAAAACUAAGCAGCAGACUAUUGCUGCGGCUGCAGGUGUCGAGGCAGCAGGUAUGGCGCAUUCACAGCUGGUUGACCAAAACACGCGCCGGCUCAGCAGCGGGUUCCGGACUGACGAUGGCUCAAGUCACGCAGCAGCGAACCGGGCACCUGCAACCGUUGAGCGGGAAUACCGGAUGCCUACAGCCACAUCGCUAUACGAGUCGCCUGGGCUGAGCUGCAAGACCCCAAUUCUCCCCUCUCCAAUCACGUCGAUGCCAUCGCCACGCCAGACAUCAUCAGCGUUCGACACCAGGCGGCCAGUAAUGUCGUCUCGCGACAACCAAGAGUCUCGUGCAGACAGUGGGGUUGACACGUCUGCCCACACACUGCGAUCGCGGUCUGCAACAUUGCCAGACCAUCAUAUCGAUAUGAGCGAGACACGGACCGUGUACGACGUGCGGGAAGGCACUGCGGGCAGAAGAGCGACGGCAGUUUGCUUCAAAACCUGCCGUGGAUUCUGCGCUGGGUGCCAGAAGAUUGUGCUAACAGGUGGCCGGCCAUGGGUGCAGUAUGGCGACAAGGUCUGGCACAAGCUGUGCAUCCGAUGCCGCUCAUGCAACAAAAUGCUGAUGACACCGCUGGUUGAUUUGGAGGGGCUGCCUAUCUGUGAGCCGUGCUUUACCAAGCAGGAGCCGAACAGCACACCCCGCUUCAUGCCCAAGGACCAAGCGCCACCAGCCAAGCCUGCAUCAUCGUUAGCAGACAUAAGGCCUCGGACGCAGCCAGCAAAUGCACCACAAAUUGGUAUGGCUGGACAGAAAAUCACAAUUCCGCCGCGGCCAAGGAUUGAGCCGCCGAUUCCGUCUGCAAUGGGCGGUGGUAUUGGCGCGACAUCGCCUGUUCCUACUAGCCCGACAUCAUCGACACGUGAGCCCAUUUACCGGGGGUACACAUCGAGUCCUACAGUACGCUCACCGCUGUCACCGACGCCAGCCAAAGUGCCCUCGACUGAAUCAAUCCUGACGCCGGUUCUGACGCAGUAUGACCGGGCACCCAGCCACCAGUCAUUAGGUAAUGGCAUCACAGAUGUGUCAAUGGUGACAGGAAAGUUCAAUGAGAUGGACGCAGGGCAUGAUGUGCUGGAGCGCAUUCUGUCGCCGGAUGAAAUAGCAGAAAAGGAAGGUCUGCCGUUGCCACGGUCGAUCGUUGAUCCAGAUAUCAGUGCGAUCUCGAGGUCCGAGUCAGAGGCCACAGCAGUGUCUCCGACGCCCGGGCCGCGCCCCACGUCAUCUGGCUCGCGUACGUCAUCUCCUCAACAACACAGGUCAUCGCCGACACCGCCAUCAUCAAAGAUUGAUGCCAUCAAGACCAAGCUCAAUUCGGCAAUGUACCCGCAGGAGCCGGCGGUACCGUCCUCGCCACGGUCUUCGUUAAAGAGCCCCAAUGCUCCAACGAGCCGGUCGGCGUCACGGUCAGUUAGCUUCAUGGUCGAUCGGCCUGCACUCCAGCCAUCACAGCUGUCGCGUCAGGGCUAUGAGGAGGAAUGUGAUGAGGAGGAAGAGGAGAGCGAGGAGCGUACGACAUCUGAGGACGAUGAUGGGGAUAAUGAAGUGAGCGACGAGCAGAGUGAUGGAGCAGCAAACGGCGAGUCGGGCGGAUCCAACGGCACGCUACACGAUGAGGCAGAGAACGAAAAGUCGCUAGCCGAUUAUGUGCUGAGCAAGGCGAGCGGCACGCGCAAGGCCAAGAGCACGUUGCCGUCGGUAGCCGAUACGAUCAAAAAGUUCAGCGCCAGCGCGUUCCUAAGUGAGUCGGGCGAUGGCACCGGUACGGCUGGCAGACGCAGCAAGCCGAAGCGACAGCCGACAGUUGACAAGUCACAACUGCCGGAGCUGCGCGAUAUGAUCCGCACGCACCACCGUGAGCCGCCGACCUAA